This is a messenger RNA of Oryzias latipes (Japanese medaka), 1077 nucleotides long. RefSeq names its product eukaryotic translation initiation factor 1A domain containing (gene eif1ad). NCBI's taxonomy places the organism in Eukaryota, Metazoa, Chordata, Actinopteri, Beloniformes, Adrianichthyidae. Gene Ontology annotation, molecular function: translation initiation factor activity; RNA binding. Gene Ontology annotation, cellular component: nucleus. The record is from RefSeq and is a predicted model, not a curated record. Gene Ontology annotation, biological process: translational initiation.
GAAGUGUUUGGUUACUUCCACCGUGUUUUUACUAACAACCGCACGCGACUCUAAACGGCUAAAACUUCUGUUCAAGUCCUAAUAUUUCUGCUCCGUUUUUAUUCAGUUUUUCUUUUGCCGGUUCAAAUCCUACUUUGAAAGAAUAUUAUCUAUUUUCCAAGCUGGCGACCAAAGCACCACUUGACUGUCUAUAAUGUCCCAGGCCACCAAACGCAAACAUGUUGUCAAGGAAGUUCUUGGAGAUUUUGUCACACCGACAGAAAACCAGCAGAUUGUAAAGGUUGUUGGAAGUCGAGGCAACAAUCUGCACGAAGCAGUCACGGCUCAGGGGGAGACUUUCCUGGUGAGCAUGCCCACCAAGUUCCGGAAAAACAUCUGGAUCAAGAGAGGCGAUUUCGUGAUUGUGGAUCCCAUCGAGGAGGGAGAGAAGGUGAAGGCGGAGAUCAGCUUCAUCCUCUACAAAGAUCACAUUCAGAACCUUCAGAAACAGCAGCUUUGGCCUGAGGGCUUCACGGAGAAGCUGCCACACAAUAACGAAAACACGCGUCAGGAGGACGCGGAGACAAAACAUGAGGAAGAGGAAGGAUGCAGCUCCGAGGAGGACGACAGCGACCUUUUUGUAAACACAAACCGAUGUAACUACCAGUACAGCGAGAGCGAGGAGGACGACACUGAUGAAGAGGACAAACCAGUGACUGAAAAUGGUUCUUAGCUGCAGCGAUGAAGGUCGAUGGAGAACUGAUAAUUACCACAGACUGACUGAAUCUAGGAAGAUUUCAAAUGUUGGCUUCUGUGCAGCAGCUCCCCCUGCUGGUCAGAUUGUUGGCGAGUUGAUCUCAUUCAGUGAACUUUAUGAAACCUUAUGUAUGGUUUCCACAUGAAGCGGUCUCUAUGUGAUCAUAGAAACUCAGCAAGAAUCCAGAUGAGAUAAUUUCAGCUGUUUUCCUCACAUUCCUGCUUUUCUUCUUCAGCAAAUCUCCUAUGGAGCCAUGUUUCUAUGACAAACAGGAAAUCUUUGCUGACGGUUCUCGUAUUUUCUCUAAUGGAAUCAAAUAAAUGCUAUUUGUUAAAAAAUUA